Hibiscus syriacus is the source of this 571-nucleotide messenger RNA. Its product is annotated as protein POLYCHOME-like. The transcript is spliced from 2 exons. Gene Ontology annotation, cellular component: nucleus. The record is from RefSeq and is a predicted model, not a curated record. The annotation marks the transcript as partial. Gene Ontology annotation, biological process: negative regulation of ubiquitin protein ligase activity; regulation of nuclear division. Lineage: Eukaryota; Viridiplantae; Streptophyta; Magnoliopsida; Malvales; Malvaceae.
CCGGUGACGCUCAGCCCCUUGGGCCGUGGGAGGGCCAGAGGUACGAGUAUUGUAUUACCUUCUCGGUACCCAAGAACUCCUCUCCGGGACAUCACCGCCAUUGUAAGGGCCAUUGAAAGGACGAGAGCUCGGUUAGGAGAUGGUGAAGGCCAAAUUUUUGAGAACCCAAGAGCCCCUAAUGAAAGCGUUCUUGGCUCAAACAUAUCAUCAGUUGCUUCACUCGAGCACAAUUUAUCCACACCAGCUUCAACCGUUAGAUUGGAGCCUCACCCUCCACCGAUCCAGACCGUGUCGAAGAUUCUGAUCAACGUUGCCAAUCAAGAACCAGAGGAAUCAGCAGGGGAGCUUCUUACACCCCAAAGGAAGCUGUUGAACUCCAUUGACACAGUGGAGAAAGCUGUGAUGGAGGAGUUGCAGAAAAUGAAGCGGACCCCAAGUGCUAAGAAAGCUCAAAGGCAAAACAAGGUCCGAACAUUAAUGUCGAUGCGUUGAUGCUGCAUUCCGGCAAAAACCACCUCUCGGUGGAAGGCUGGAAGCUGUCUGAUCAUCCUCUGAUGAUAUGUUUACAUUU